CUAGCAUUCUCCAACCCACUCUAUACUGGGCCUUACUUCUUUUUCAUAUGAUAUUUGGAUAUCUGAAUGAAAAGUUUCAAAGCUAUCAAUUUUUGCAAACUAAUUAAUUUUUCUACGUAUCAAUGUUAACGUUGGACUUGAUAGUGUUAAAUAAAUUGAGCAUUGAGUAGAAAGUUAAUAAUAAAUAUCCGUUUUUGUGUUAUAUCUCAAUGAGUAGGAAAAUUGUAUUUCUGGCGUUUCGUGACUUGAUUUAAGCCAUUUCUUCAGAGUAAAUAAGUAAACGAAUUAAAGUAAUACAAGUUUAAAUAGUAUUAUUUCCUUAAACAAUUUUUCGUACUUUGCUAAAAUGUUUAUUUCAUUUUUCAAAAUAGUUUCUUCUGAAAGAGUGUUACACAUGCUGAUAAUCAUGUAGCUGAAUGUUACCAUUCAAAUCAGUUAAUUCCAAACAGAUAUUUGAUUCUGUUCUCUUUUAAACCUCAAUUUAAUGCAUGUUUUAAGUUCAUAAACCCAACGAUUUGUAGAAUUAACGUUAUCUAUUCAUAAAUUGGAUCAAUUAUGGACGUCUAAUUAACAGUAACAUUGUAAACAACUCUGAAUACAUAGAAUUUUUUAUCCUGAAAAGCUGUUGAGUAAUAAUUUUAUAAGAUAUUUACUUUCACGUAUAGCAUGACCUUAUACUUUCCAAGUAUUUUUGUUUAACACAUGAAUUCAAAUUCAUAUUUCUAAGUACUCUACUUCAAUAAUGCCUUCAGCAUGAUUAUAGUUUGCCUCAUCAUUUACUGGUCAUUCAAAAUGUUUUUCGUUGGUCAUUACUGAUUCACACUUCAGUUUGCUACCAUUUCAAUACAAAUAUCAUGCCAAUAUUCAUGGCUCCAAUAACAUAAAUCAUUAUCCAGCUGGUGGGUCACAGAUAAAACGAAAUGCAUCUAGUUAAUUUUAGAGCUACUCACUAUUAAACAUUACUAUGAACUGAUACGAGAUGGUAAUGACACAUUCACUCAAACAAACUCAUUACUGAGUAUAAAUUAAUGAAUGAAAUAGUUGGAGAAUUACUUUACUUCCUAUUAGUUAUACUUCAUCAAAUAAACAUAGUAUUUGGUUCAAAAAUGAAGAUUGAUUUCAUGAACUUAUCAUGAAAACACUGACCUACUAAAGAAUAUACAUGAGGCUUUCUCUGAUAUUUAGAUAUUUCAUCCAGAGAUAUGUUAGUUAUAUAGGAUAGUUAUGAAAACUAGUAUUUGCUGAGUAUCAAAAAUAUUUUUAUUUCUUAAUCUAUGCAAGAAUGACAUAAGAUAAUGCAUCGAGUUUUACUGUUGCUAUUUUAUUGUCACAGAAUAAAAGGAACCGUCACAAAAGUAACAAGAUGUCCAAAUUCAUAAACAUAUAGACAGCAUUCAUUAACUAAAGAAAUAAAUCCAGUGAAAAACAUUAACGCAUCUAGAUGAAUAUGCAGUAUGUUCAGUGGACAAUCUUUAAGAAACUUUUUUUUCAAGUUGUAUCUUAAUAAAUAGAUAGAAUAACAACACACUUCUAUGUAAGGCAGAAGCAGUGCUAUUUUUUAUUUAAAUCUUACUUUAUGGGUACAAAAAACGUGUGCUUCAUCCAGCACCACUAUGAUGAACAACUCACUGCCGCACAUCUCUUUCUCUUUCGGUUUUGUUUGUCUAAUCUCGUCUCACUUUAAUCACGAUUAUACUUUCAUUUCCAAUUUAAUCAAAUGUUCGUUUCUGCUUUUUGAUUGGUAUAACCAGUCUUGUUAUUCUGAGAUUAUUCAGUGAUAUAUGUGACUCCUUAUCAAUUUUGAUAUUGGAUUACUUCUGUUUUCUUAUACUUUCUGCGAAUAUUGCUAUGAAUAAUUUACAACCUUUUUUUCUGGUAAUUACGAUUUCUUUCAUUAUUUCUCUUACAGUAAUCAUAAUAAUCUUCAAAUAUUCACUUACACCAUUAAGUCACGGUCUCUGUUUGUUCAACCUGUUCAUCUUUGUAUCGAAUCUGUACAGAUAUGGAAAGUAUUUAUAAUUACUUUUCACUAGUGAACAAAUGACCUUAUUUGUGUUACACACCAAAUUACACAUGUAUAACAUUUUAUUUAUUUAUACAAAUCAGUGAAUAUGUAGAAGAUCUGGGAUAAACAAAGUAAUGAAAUCUAUUCAUUUCAUCCCAUAUUGUUUGUUGUUAUUGUUUUACAAAGUUUGUCAGGGAAAUUAAUCUCAUGUUACCCUCAUAUUAGUUGUUAUUUGAGCACUUCUUUACGAGAUUAAAUAGUAAAAGUUCAGUCUAUUAGAUUAUUACAAUGAAAUGUAUCUACAAAAGGUGAUGUUUUCAUAAAUUAAAUCUUUCGGCUCAACUGCAGACACUUAUUAACUAACACCUAUUUCAUUUCCUAACUAAUCUUUAACACCAUUAAUGUUCAAAUCAUUCCAUUCUAAAAUUACCACAUACAGAUUGAUUCGCAAACUCUUUUUUAAAGUUAAGAACUAGACAUUAAAAUAGUUAAGCCAGUGUUUUAUCAUAGUUGUUUUAUAAUAAAUAUGCUAUUUGAAUUAAAACUGUGUUUUCUGUUUGCAAUCUCUUGAAAGUUAUUCAAUCAUUAAAGUCACUGAAAAUUCAGGUGUAAUACAUCAGCAAUGACGACUAAUACAAUUUUAACUGGAGCAAUAGUAUUAUUCAAGUGUAAACUUAUUGAGGUAUAUAUUUUCUCUGAUUGUAACGCUAUUUUUACAACUGGAAAUGUAAGGCUUAGAUGGAAGUGACCACUUCCGACAACCCGCUGAUUAAAUCAAUUUCCAUACAGUUAAUGUUCAUUCACAAUAUUCCAUGAACCUGUUGUACGCAUUGCUAGGAUAAAAAUAACUAUAAGUUUAUGGAAAAUAAUAUAAAUGAAUCUUAUACUUCAUUUAUUAAAAUCACAGCUGGAUAUAUUUGCCAACAAACAAACAAAUGCAUCCAUGUUAGUAUGCUACUAAGUAUCUAAGUUAAAUGACUUGGUUACUACUGAAACUAUGUUACAACCUGCGAAUCUAAUUUUAUUCCAGAAAUCAACAAAUUUAUUUUUAAUUAUGAUGAAGGUUAAAGUAAAAAAACACCGAUUAAGUCGUAAUACAAUGAAUCGAUAGUCUAGAACCUCUAAAAGUGUUUUUAUGCUUACACAACUUAUACAUUGAUAGGCUCACUUACAGUAUGUUCACGGUUUGUUUAACAUAUUUAGGUUCUUUGCUUGAAGAACUCUUUCAAAGUAUUCCGAAGUUUACAACUUUUUACUGACAAUUAUCAUGUGCUCACUAAUGGUUUUCUUCGAGAGGAAAUUUCCAAAGUCCUAGUCAAAAGCUAUGAUCAGUGGAGUUAGUUCAUGUAGAGUGUGAAGCAGUAACACAACGAAGACAAUAGAAGAUAGUUGAGCAAUGUUUCAGAUUGAUCGGAGUUAGACAUGAACACUGCUGUAUGCCAACUCAGUGGUCUAAUGAUUAAGCGUUUGCACGUGUUUGAUUUCUCAGUGCGAGGUUGAGGGUGAGCACCGGUGAUGAGUCCCAUACUAAGACAAAGCGUCCACCUAGUACUUCCAGGUUUUCAAUAUUGGUCUGAAUUAGAUCGGUUCAUGAUUCUAAUGAAAAAAAUAUAAAUCAAAUAUUUCGACGAUGGUUAUAAUGUAAAUGUAUCUCUUUUGUGCAUUGACGAGAAUGAUUGCCUUUAAUAAAGAUCAUCUCAAAUUCUUUAUAAGAGCAUAUAGUUUAUCUUACUUUAUUGAUGAAAAUAAGUAGUGGUUGACUUUUUGAGUUGAUUUUAAGUGAGUGUGAUCUGAAAAUCACAUCACUUCCCUUAUUGAUACUUAAUAUUAUUUGAGUUUUUUUAUUAAUAAAAUGACUAUAAUAUAUAUGAUGAAAAAACUAUCUUUCAUGAAAAUAGCUCUCACAUAUCAACCUGUCCAUAUUAAUUCGUUAGAAAUAUACAGUAUAUAUAACAUAAAGCUUCUAACUUAGAAAACUGUUUAUCUUUAUUAAUAAUUGCAAGGUGUGCUAAUAUUUGUGUAAUUUGAUGAUAGGUUUCAACUGGAAUGAUUCAGGAGUAUACAUUUAAAUUCUAACCAGAUCAACUUGAAGGUCUAUUUGCAAGCAUUAUAAUCACUAAGUUACUUAUUCUAUAUUCGACAAUCCAAAUGAUUUUAAAUACAAAUUACAACUUGUUUUCGUAAUGCGAUCAAUGAAUGAGUAAAAACUUCUUUUGUUAAAACUCCACUAAAAAAAAAAUGAUGUUUUUUGUAUGUAAGUAAGAGCAUAAUAAUAAAAUGACCAGCAUUCACUAUUUAUUUAUUAUUCAUAAUACAAUUGUAGAUUUCUAUUAUUUGUCAUGUGAUUAUGUCAUCAAGAUAAGUUGUUUUUUUUCUUUACAUUAUCAUACAGUUGAGUACAUAACCAAUAUAUGAACUAUUUUACUGAAUAGUAAACUGACAUAUAGAACAUGUCUUGAGUUUACUUAUUGAUCAAUGAAGUAAUAUAAAACUAUUAAUAUUUGAGUAUCAUUUCAUCUUUAGAACUGUUCUAUUCAUUCUUGUAUCAACUUUUGUUUUAUUUGAAUAAUAUAAAGAAUCUAUAUUGCUAAUCUUAUUAUUUAAGGAUUAAAAUAAACAAUUUGGAUAUUAUAAAAUAUUUUAUCAUAGAUAGUAUAAUGUCUGGAAACAUGACUACAUUACGAAGACAUCAUUCUACAUUCUCUCAUACAAUGAAUAAAUUUAAAGCAAUGGAUAAAGCGAACAAUCCCCAGGGUGCAAAACCAAAUUUCGCAUCCGGUGGAAAAGGAGCUCAGCCUAAUGCAAAACAGAUUAUGCUUGAUUGGUGUAAAGCUGUAACUAAAGGAUAUGAGGGUGUGGACAUACAAAAUUUCGGAAGUAGCUGGGGUGACGGUUUAGCAUUUUGUGCAUUAAUUCAUCACUUUUAUCCGGAUUCAUUUGAUUUCUCUACAUUGGAUCCAAAAAAUAAACGAGCAAAUUUUGAAUUGGCAUUUGAAAAAGCUGAGAAACUUGGCAAUGUUUCUCCGUUACUCGACAUUGAGGAUUUAAUGCGUAUGAAAGUACCUGACUGGAAAUGCGUCUUUACACAAAUUCAAUUGUAUUACCGGCGUUUCCACUUGGAGGAAGGUAAAAAUGCAACUGUCCCUCCAACUGGUAUCCUUCCUAAAGCUGCUCCGAAACCAGAGACAACAGAUGAAUAG
Schistosoma rodhaini is the source of this 5205-nucleotide messenger RNA. NCBI's taxonomy places the organism in Eukaryota, Metazoa, Platyhelminthes, Trematoda, Strigeidida, Schistosomatidae. The record is from the annotation of a GenBank genome assembly.